CUUGCAGGAGGUGUAAUCCUGGGCGUGGCCCUGUGGUUAAGACAUGAGCCCAAGACCAGCAGUCUGCUGGAGCUCGAAUUGAAUGGGUCCCAUGCCCCCAGCACCUUCUACAUCAGUGUCCACAUCCUGAUUGCUGUCGGGGCAGUGAUGAUGGUGGUUGGUUUCCUCGGUUGCUAUGGCGCCAUCCAGGAGUCCCAGUGUCUACUGGGAACUUUCUUCGCCUGCCUGGUCAUCCUGUUCGCCUGCGAAGUUGCAGCUGGAAUCUGGGGCUUCAUGCACAAAGACACUGUGUCGAAGGAGAUGGUCAACUUCUACGACAAUGUGUACGACCAGGCCAUGACAGCAAGCGUCACCGAACCAGACAAACAAAAGGCUGCCGUCCCUGUGCUCAGGGUCUUCCAUGAGACGCUGAAGUGCUGUGGUAAAGGCCAGGGGACCUCUUUUCUGACCCAACUUACAGAUGUACUCGGAAUGACCAAGCUCUGCUCCAAUGCUGAUGCCACAGUUAGUUGCCACCGAAGGAUCAAUGAAUUGUUUUCAGAUAAGAUUUACCUGAUUGGCAUCGCCGCGCUGGUGGUUGCAGUUAUUAUGAUCUUCGAGAUGAUCUUUAGCAUGGUGCUGUGCUGCGGCAUCCGCAACAGCCCAGUGUACUAAAGCGUCCGGCUCCCAGCCUCCUCGCCAUGAAGGAAAGACGACCUUGCAGUCCCCGCCUCAUUCUUUUUAUUUCCUUUUAUAAGCAGGAAACGUCACAUAUAUUGCUUGCUGGAUUUAGUCAGCUCUCUGAGAAGAAAACCACCCUCCAUUGAGCAUUUUAAUUACACUGUCAAUGAAUUUGUUGUUAGUCACAGAUGCUUUUAUGCAUAUUUAACCACAGCUAUCCUAACCUGAUAUGUAGAUAUUAUACCACAGUGUCACACAUGAGAGCCAGUCCCAGUGCUCUAAUCCUUUAGUGAUUUAUUAGUUGUUUACUGCUUCCUUACCUAUGAACAUGCUAUUAUAUUCUUUGUUUUAUGAAUGUUUUUCCACUGUUUUAUGUAUAAACUGUAUAUAAAUAUAUAUAUUAACAGUGCUUUAUGACUGCCUGAGCAUGGAUAUUGUAUUACAGUAGAUCCUUCUCCUGUAUUCUUCCUGCACUCUGCUUGUUUGUCUCGCCCUAGACUGAACCAGACGAUAGUGCAUAUGACCGCCACUAGUGUUGUGCCUCACCACGCCACUUAGAGGUGAACACACCUCUAGGAAAACACACAACAGACCGUUGUCUUGGUUCACAUCUACAGCGCUGUGUGAUGUCUACAGGAACUGACUAAAGAAGGAAUCUCAGUUAUUCAUGGAAGCUGGAACUAAAGUCAGAGUGACCUGAUGUCUGUCAUUUUGGCUCAGUCAGGUUACUUGUUGAUUUGUCUGUGGCUGUUUGUUGUUCAUCACGUCCAAAACUGUCUGAGUGCUCAGUUGCAUGAAACAUAACAGUAUUUUCCUUAGAUAGAAAGUUGCAUAAAGUUGAAUUAAGUCUUGAACUUGCAAACUAUACUUUUUAUAUUUUUUUAUUAACACAGAUAUCUCUUGUUUGGCCUAGCCUACUUCCAAACUUGUGAAUCACUACCUACAUCUUAAAUUUUGCAAAGGUUUAAAUAGCCUGGUAAAGAAAUAUUCUAAUAACCACCAACAAAAGAAAAUAAAAAAGAUUAAAAUAAAUCUAAAAGACAACAUUUUCAAAAAGUUUUAUACAACUGUGCACUCAUUUGUGGAUGCAACUUGCUUAACACUAUAACCAUCUUUCCCAAACCAGAGGAAUUGAAAUAUGACCUACAGCCUUUACCCUAUAAGCAAGUCAGCUCAUAUCUUCUGUGACUGACACCCCUGUUGCGUCUGUGUAUUGGUUGUAUGCUGACCGUCCACACAUGAGCCAACUGUCCCUGGUUGCUCAGCCCUGUCGGAAACUGACUGACUUGUAGAGGAAAGACAUGAAACUCUGUAGCCAGUGCAACAGUAGAAAGAGCCUUGGUUUUGGUGUUCUGAAUCUGGGGUGCCUUGUCUGGUUGAGUCUAGUUCCGUUUCAUCUGGCUUAGUUGUGUCAUUGUCCCACCGGCUUCGCAGCCCAUUAACCUUCCUCAUUGUCACCAUUCAUGUCAUAGGUGUUCCCAGGGCAAGAACAGGAGAAAAACAGCCCACCCAGUGGUUUGCACUAAGCGUUUUGCCCUCCUGCUUAGGAACAGUUUGAGCUAGUGUAUUUGUGUUCACAUACAGAUCAAGGCGAACACCAGUUGCAAUUGAGCCUAAGCCCCGCCCCUUUUGGAACCUCCUUUCCUGUACUGAGAUAUGCUACGUGCUAGCCUUGUCUGUGUUGAAACAUUGUGAAGAUGGUUAAAAGAUAAAAGUGACAUUUAGGCAUCUCAAGUUAGCAGAUGUUAGCCAAAUGCUAGCUAACAAGUUGGGUAAUCUACAUCACUCGAACUUACAUCCAGUGUUAGCAAAACGCAAGUUAACAAGCUAACCAAUUUACAUCAAUUGUUAGUUAGCUAGCAUUACGCUAACAUUUGCUCAUUUGAAAUGGGGCUUUGUGUCGCUUUCAUCAUGAAGCUUUUUAAAAAUGUGGUUGUCUUUUCAACAUAGACAAGCCUAGCACAUAGCAUAUCUCAGUCCAGGAAAGGAGGAAGUUGACCAAGGCUUGUUCAACUGGUAUUGGAGAACGGAGCAAAAAGGGGCGGGACUUACUAAGGGUCAAUCGCAUCAAACUGCGAGUUUGCUGGAACUGUUUUUCUCAGGGCGCAGUGACUUCUGGAGUCUUGUCACUGCGAAGGUUGCCAGAUAUCCAGGGGACACUCCUGUUAGCCGCUGCACCCAGCCAAGAAAUAGUUCCGGCUUGUAGCACUCCCAUGUUAUUACGUUGGUCAGUUCCUCAGAUUGAUGUUUUUCAGGGCUGUUGUGUUGGGGUUUGUAUUAGAUUACACAAGUGUUUAUAAUUUUGCGUCUGCUCUCUUUAAGUCUGUUUUUUUUUUAACCGCCUCAGGCUGAUUGCAGUAUAAUAGUUGUAGUAGUACACAGCAGCGCACUCACAACAGCUACAGUGUUGGCCACAAAUCAGCCUUACCUGCCUGCUGAAGUUCAGCCAAUCAGAAAGCUUCCACCUGGCAACUGAACAUGCUGUUUAUUUAGUCCAGUGGUGUUUUUACUCCACCACACAGGCUUGAAAAUAUUUGUCCUGAGGUCUGUUCCUACUAGAUCGCGUAACUGCACAGCACUGCAGCAUCAUAACCACUGACAUUCAAUCAUAUCAUCUCGUGUAAGCUUUUGUCACACAACUAAACUCUUGUCUUGGUAACAUCUCAUGCUUAAACUGAGAAACAGUAAAAGUGUCUUGUAAUAUUUACAGCUCUGAAGUAUUGUACUAAUGAAAAUCAUGAAGGCUGUAGAAAGACAAUGUAUGCCUUUUUUUCUCUCUCCUCGUAUUGUGAUAUCUUUGUCUGGUACGUCGUCAAAAGGAGUCUGGACGGAAAGGGUGGAAGAUUUUGUGGCAGUGCCGACUGAGGAAGUCAAACCUUAAAUACAUCUGUUAGUUCCUUCCCACAAACAUUAAGGAAAAUAUGACCAUGCCCGUCAGUCCAGUACUCAGUCAGUCCAAUGAUGAGGGCAUGUUGUCCAUGUUGCUGCUUUUUGAAUUUGGUAACUGACCCUCAGGACCCACUGCCACGUAAAUCUCAACCCCUCUCUACGUUUGUAGACUUUGGUUUGCCCAAAUAUAAAGGGAUUAAAUGUAUUUUACAAAAACAAGUGGUCUUCUAAUAUGUAUGAUUAAAAGGAUUAAAUAAAAAAAGCUACUGGAAGGCUGAAGAUCAA
Morone saxatilis (striped sea-bass) is the source of this 3834-nucleotide messenger RNA. Its product is annotated as CD81 protein-like. The record is from RefSeq and is a predicted model, not a curated record. NCBI's taxonomy places the organism in Eukaryota, Metazoa, Chordata, Actinopteri, Moronidae. Gene Ontology annotation, cellular component: membrane.